AUGGGGAUAAGGUCCAGGGCUACCCUAAUGUUCUCGGGGAUAUUCCUGGGUCUGGUGGGCAUGACUUUCACAGACAUGGGCUGGCUCAUGUAUGGUGUCAGCUGCAGUUUCAAGUGGGCCCAGCUGCUCAGCCCCAUUCUGCUCUCUGUAGGAGGCACCUUCAUCCUAAUCAGCAUCUGUAAGUUCAGGAUGCUCUCCUGCCGGGCAUGUAAGCAGAGCGAUUAUGACAAAGACCUGUCUGAGUCGCUGGAGAUCCAAGGGUCUGGCCAAUCAUUUGUGUUCAACUGGAUCAAUCAGCCAAUCAUGUUCCACGGAGCUACGGUGGGGCAGUAUAUCCCGGCUCCGUACGGAUCAGUGACACAGGAAGUGAAUCUAGCCAAUGGGUUACAGCCAAUGGGGUUUCCAGAAACUUGCCACCUCAAUACUGCAGACAACACCACAGACAUAGCAGGUAGUCAGAUAUGA
Messenger RNA from Oncorhynchus gorbuscha (pink salmon), 465 nucleotides. RefSeq names its product transmembrane protein 174 (gene tmem174). Bases 1 to 465 code for a protein of 154 amino acids. The record is from RefSeq and is a predicted model, not a curated record. The transcript has a single exon. Lineage: Eukaryota; Metazoa; Chordata; Actinopteri; Salmoniformes; Salmonidae.